Molecule: messenger RNA, 1356 nt
Organism: Penicillium mononematosum
Lineage: Eukaryota; Fungi; Ascomycota; Eurotiomycetes; Eurotiales; Aspergillaceae
Product: fungal specific transcription factor domain-containing protein
Exons: 6
Coding region: 1-1356 (451 amino acids)
Biological process (GO): DNA-templated transcription
Molecular function (GO): zinc ion binding; DNA binding
Source: RefSeq, a predicted model, not a curated record
AUGCUGGCCCGGUUGGGUAAGCCGACGACGCAGGAAAUUGAAAGGCUUCACAUAUCUACCAUUGAACGCCUUAAGAACCAAGGCGCCUUCGAUCUCCCGUCACAAGAGACCAGUCAGGCCCUUCUUGACGCUUACUUCCAUUUUUCACUUGCUGCACUGCCUAUUCUUGAUAGGUCCAGAUUCCUUGUCAGUCUCGAGGAAGGCAAAUUUUCACACUUGCUCUUGAAUGCUAUCUACCUCGCUGCCACUAUAUACUGUUCGGAUUCCGUCAUUGCUAAUGCCGGAUUUGUGUCCCGGUACGCUGCAAGCCUCACCUUUUACCAGAGAGCCAAAUCUCUUUAUGAUGCUGGUUAUGAAACAGAUGCUAUCGUGACGAUCCAAGCCACGUUUCUUAUGUGCUAUUGGUGGAAUGGCCUUCUAGAACACCAAGACCCUUGGUAUUGGGUUGGUAUCUCUGUGGGAAUGGCACAGGCUUUAGGACUGCAUCAGACAAAGUCAUAUAUCCGUCUCGAAGAGAAAGACCGAAAAUUAUGGCGAAGAUUGUGGUGGAUGGCCAUGAACAUAAAUCUGUCUAUGCUUCUCGAUCGUCCUCCACAUGUACAGGGAAGACUGUGCAAUGUCCCCCCUCUGUCGGAAGCUGAUUUUGAACAAGUCAGCGGGUCCCAAGAGACAGAAGUCAAUGAGGCAAAUACCUUCGCGAUAAAUGCUGUGCAACUAGCUCGAACAGUUGAUCGCUUCUUCACUAUUAAAUUCGACGAAGACAGUGGUCAUUCACAAGAUAUCUGUUUAGAGCAGAUUUCCUUGUGCUCUGAAUCCCUCCCACCGGAAUUCAAGUCGUUGUCAACGAAUAGCAGCAAGUGGGCUAUAUUAACUCAUAUAUUAUACCAGGAAUACCGACUAAUUCUGCACCGGAGCAACCCAAGGUUCUCUCUCAACAUCGGACCAGACAGUCCAACAUUCGAGAUAUGUACAGAGAUCUCCCACAUGCUCGAAAUACUCAUGGCAAACGAUCUUCUAUACGCAGCCGCAGCUAGCAUACUUGCGCCCGUGCUGUCGGUGCUCUCGAUCUACAUCGUCAACAUACUCAGAGGAGAUACCGGCGUCCGAAUGAUCUCACAGCAUCGCGCCCGCUUCUGCAUGCUCAUACUUGACAAGUUGCAAGAUCGGUUCCCGGUUGUUGCGGCCUACUAUCCGAUUUAUGAAUCCAUGCUUAGGCGACACUCUGCAGGUGGGCAGACACAGGAUGCGGGGGUACCGGAGUGUACGGGAACAGGAUCCUCGGUGCAGAAUGGUCCUCGUCAACUUGAUAACGAAGGCAAUCUUGGUAGUAUGGAUUCCACUGGGGGGGUUAUUUGA